Messenger RNA from Acomys russatus (golden spiny mouse), 1667 nucleotides. RefSeq names its product sphingosine-1-phosphate receptor 2 (gene S1pr2). The record is from RefSeq and is a predicted model, not a curated record. Gene Ontology annotation, cellular component: membrane. The transcript has 2 exons. Gene Ontology annotation, biological process: sphingosine-1-phosphate receptor signaling pathway. Gene Ontology annotation, molecular function: sphingosine-1-phosphate receptor activity. Bases 205 to 1263 code for a protein of 352 amino acids. Lineage: Eukaryota; Metazoa; Chordata; Mammalia; Rodentia; Muridae.
GCGGGAGGCGGCGGCUCGGCCCGCCUCUCUCUUGUCCUAGGUCCCCAACUCCGGGACAUAGACGGAGCCCAGCAAGCAGCUUCCAAAACCACCCACUGGCUGUCCCUGGGCGCAGACGCCAAGGCCACUCAGGCCAGGGCAGGGACCCCGGCCGGCCUAGCCAGUUCCCAGCCCCAUGGCCCCAGCCGGCCGCUGAGCCCCACCAUGGGCAGCUUAUAUUCAGAGUACCUCAAUCCUGAGAAGGUUCUGGAACACUACAAUUACACCAAGGAGACGCUGGACAUGCAGGAGACCCCCUCCCGCAAAGUGGCCUCAGCCUUCAUCAUCAUCCUGUGCUGCACCAUAGUGGCGGAGAACCUUCUCGUGCUAAUCGCAGUGGCAAGAAACAGCAAGUUCCACUCAGCAAUGUACUUGUUCCUCGGCAACCUGGCAGCCUCCGACCUGUUGGCAGGUGUGGCCUUCAUGGCCAACACCUUGUUCUCAGGGCCUGUUACUCUGUCACUAACUCCCUUGCAGUGGUUUGCCCGCGAGGGUUCAGCCUUCAUAACCCUCUCUGCCUCAGUCUUCAGCCUCCUGGCCAUCGCCAUAGAGAGACAAGUAGCACUCGCCAAGGUCAAGCUUUACGGCAGUGACAAAAGCUGUCGAAUGUUGAUGCUCAUUGGGGCCUCGUGGCUGAUCUCGCUGAUUCUGGGUGGCUUGCCCAUCCUAGGCUGGAACUGUCUGGACCACCUGGAGGCCUGCUCCACUGUCCUGCCCCUCUAUGCCAAGCACUAUGUGCUCUGCGUGGUCACCAUCUUUUCUGUUAUCUUACUGGCUAUCGUAGCGCUGUACGUCCGAAUCUACUUUGUGGUCCGCUCCAGCCAUGCCGAUGUCGCUGCUUCCCAGACUUUGGCCCUGCUCAAGACAGUCACCAUCGUGCUGGGUGUUUUCAUCAUCUGCUGGCUGCCGGCUUUUAGCAUCCUUCUCUUAGACUCUGCCUGUCCCGUCCGGGCCUGUCCUGUCCUCUACAAAGCCCAUUAUUUUUUUGCCUUUGCCACACUCAACUCACUGCUCAACCCUGUCAUCUAUACGUGGCGUAGCCGGGACCUUCGGAGGGAGGUGCUGAGGCCCCUGCAAUGCUGGCGGCGGGGGAAGGGAGUGACAGGCCAUAGAGGUGGGAACCCUGGUCACCGACUCCUGCCGCUCCGCAGCUCCAGCUCACUGGAGAGAGGCGUGCAUAUGCCUACGUCACCCACAUUUCUGGAGGGCAACACAGUGGUUUGAAGGGAAAGGGUGAGCUGAUAGAUAACCAAAGCCACAGGCAGCUCUGUGGGGAGAGACCAAGUGACCUCACGGUGUCCCUCAGUGCCACAGGCCCGAUGGAAUAGGUCAGGUGGCCAAUGGAGGCACUAAGUUAUCGGAUCGUAGUAUCCUGACUGUAGGGACCAUUAGGGUCUAGGGGGACAGCAGGCUGGAGCUUAGGGCUAGAGCAUUUGCUACUUGGUACAAAGGAUGUUAGCAUCCUGUCCUACCUUCCAGCCAGCCACUUGGCUCCCUUCCUGCCUCCUUUUUUAUUUUAUUUUUUUGGUUUCUCGAGACAGGGUUUCCCUGUGUAGCCUUGUCUGUCCUGGACUCUCUUUGUAGACCAGGCUAGCCUCAAACUCACAUCGAUCUGCCUGCCUCUGCCU